CUGCUUUCAGCCAAAGCUCAGUCACACACCUGCUUUGCACAGAAACGAAACAUCGAUGGUUUCUUUUUGCAGUGUGCACGCUGCCUUGCUGUCAUUCAUCAUCCACCAUUUCACAGUUGCAGAGGUAAGUGCAUCUUAUUCACGUUUGCUGAGUAGAAAGGAAUUAUAUAAUUAGGGAAAAUACCAGCUAAAUCCUAAAACCACAACGUAUGAAUUGUUAAGAUCAUGAGUUGAAAUGAUCAGAGCAGAUGUUAAUGCUAAGUUUACAGAAUUAGGAUCAAAGUGAAAAGUGAUAUUCCCACUUCCUUUUUGGGUGGUAUAAAGCAACAACCACACAUAAAUAGAGACAUAUUUGCACAUGUUCAGAGCACUGCUUCAGGACUUUUGGCACCAAAACACAGGUGUACAGCUGAUGUGGACACUGUGAUUCAGAUCUGAGGACCAUAGCGAAGGGUGCUGCAAAUGCUAUUUACCUGGAUAUGAAUCAACAUUAAACAGCCAUGCUUUGUGAAGGCAGAUUGUUGAGCAUGACCUACUGUGAAAUAGAAGGGCUGGACUCUCUUCCUUCUCAGCCAGCUUUCCAGAGUGCUUAUGGGCCACAGAAAACAGCUGCUACCCUCACACCAGGUUCCACCAGACGCACUCCACUUGUUCAUCAUGAUUCCCCGGAGCAGAUGACUAACGAAGACAACAGAGGAGCUUCAACUGAGUUGUACAUUUCUCCUUUGCAGUCCUUAAAUCUCCAGAGAGCUGAUCUAGGCAGACAGAUCUCGUCAGAGAUAGAGAUCCCAGCUCAAGCUCACUCAGGUGGUGAUACCCCUUUCUUGGUUCCCUCCUAUUGUCAGAGCAUUUGCAAAAACUACAGUGACCUUCACAUUGCAGGCGACCAGGUGAUGCCUCUCUCAGCUAAUAAUUGUGAGCUGCGGGUUUGUGCCGAUGACCCAGAUGUCGGCCCCUUCAUCCAGUCUUGUGAUGUACCCCCAGCUGUGGAAGAUUCUCUCCAAGGACAUGAAGCUCGGGAUGGGAGGCCAUAUCCACUGAGGGGAGGUUCGAAUAGGUGGAGGCUGGGAAGCGGCCGCGAUCGGAGCUUUUUGCUCCAGGAGCAUGAAGGUCCAUUUUCCAACUCCCUUCUUAAUCACUACCUGGAGCAAAAACUCCUGGAUCUGUAUCAGCAAUACAUGAUGGAGAAUAUGGCAAGAGAAGGAGCCCCUGGUUCGGAUUCUGACACAGGUGCCAUUUGCCAUUUACUGGGCUCAGAGCUGGUCCUGACCAGCCUGGAUCAGAUCACUUUGCAGCUCAGCCGGGAAGGUAACAUGGAGGCUGGCUUGGCCAAGGACAUGGUCCUGAGCUGCUUGCUGCGGGUCGCCGGUGAUAUGCAGUCAAGUGAGAUCAGCACUCCGCUUCUGCAAAUUUCAAAUGAGGCAUCCAGGGAGCAGCUCACAGAGAAUAAUGAGUAACUCCGGAACUCCUUCUUUCAUUUCUACCUUUCAUUUUAGUGUAACACUGAAAAAACAGGAUGGAACUGAUUAACACAUUUUUUUCUUUUAUUAGCUCUUCAGUUCCAAGUAGGAUUAUACAGUAAUUACCUGGAGUAUGUGCUGUAUUUAUGCAUCAUAAGUUUAAAUUGCAGUAAUUCCACUGGCAUCUGUUCUAACCUGUUUUUGUGCAGCC
Molecule: messenger RNA, 1671 nt
Organism: Archocentrus centrarchus (flier cichlid)
Lineage: Eukaryota; Metazoa; Chordata; Actinopteri; Cichliformes; Cichlidae
Exons: 3
Coding region: 501-1457 (318 amino acids)
Biological process (GO): regulation of toll-like receptor signaling pathway
Source: RefSeq, a predicted model, not a curated record